AUGCUUCUAAUAACGAUGCUGUUAGUAAUAUCGACCCCGUCAAGGGAAAAAUUAUAUCAAUAUACUCCUUCAUUUAACGAUUUUGAUAAGUUAAUUUAUAAAAUUUAUGACAACAAGCAUAUUCAAACUCCAUUACAAGCAACUACAAAUACUGAUGAAUACAUAUCUUUGGACCCAGAAUCCGAAUUCGAUGCUAAAGUCGAUGAAAUUUUGGAAUCUAAGAAAGUUAAAGAUUCAAAUGAUAAAUAUUGGACUUUAGAUACAAAUAUAAAAGAACAAACUAACUUAAAUAUUCCUUCCUAUUAUUAUGAUGACAAAGAAUCAAAACCAGAACUUCAACCAUUUGAUCCAAGAUUCACAUUAUCAAUGUACUACUACUAUAUAAAUCAACAAUUAUCUCAAAAUAAACAAAAUGAAAAAUCCUCAAAACCAUCAUCAUUAUCAAGACGUAUCCAAAACACAAAUAACAUAAAAAUCCCAUUCAAUUGGUAUGACUGGAUAGAUAUGUCAAUACUAGAUAAUUAUAUACUAGCACCAGAUGAACUAAAACCAGAUUGUGAAAUCUUAAAUGCUACUUACGAUCAUAAAAUAGUGCAUGAUUUACAAUUAAAUGCAACCUUAUUGAGAAAAGGCUGGGAUGAAGCCAAAAAAAAAGAUGAAGAAGAGAAGAAAAAGGCUGAAGAGGAAAAAGUUAAAGCCGAAGAAGAUAAAAAGAAAGCUGAAGAGGAAAAACACAAACAAGAAGAAGAAGCCAAACACAAACAAGAAGAAGAAGCAAAGCAUAAACAAGAAGAAGAAGAGAAGCAUGUACAGGAGGACGACAAGAACAAUCAACAAGAUAAACAAGAGGAAACUAAACCAGAAUCAGAUCGAGAAAACAAAACGGAAGAAAAUAAGGCUGAGGAAAAGAAAGCCGAAGAAAAGUCCGAAGAAAAGCCUCCUAAUAAAAAAAGACAUAACCACUUAACAAAAAGAGAAGAGGAAUUGUUGAAAAAUCUAAAAGAUGUGCAACCUUCGAGCGAAUGGUGUUUAUCAAAUUCACAAUUAUCUGAAUCUCAUAAUGAUGAUCAUAAACAACACCCUGGCUUCAAUGUUUUCAAGACACCAGGAAGAACAACUCCUCAAAAGGGGAAAAUAAUUGGUAAAUCAUAUAUGUAUUCAUAUGCACCACCUCCAUCAUCAAUUAUAUUUUUAACUGAACUGGGUUCAUAUACAGUUGAUAUUGAUUCCAAUUUAAGGUUGUUGAAUAAUCAAAUACCUGAAGAUUAUAUUGCACAAACUAAACUAAAAAAAAUUGAUAUUUUAAAAGAGUUUGGUAAGCUAACUAAAAAUCAUCCGGCUGAUACUAAUAAAGUUAUGAAUGAAUAUAGUUAUACCAUUGCAGAAUCUGAUUUUGAUGUAAAUUGUGAUGCUAUAGUUCAUGAGUACAACAAGAAAUUAGAGAAUGGUGUAAUUUUAACUGAUAAAGAACAACGUUAUCAUGAAAGUUUAAAAUACUCAAUAUAUAAAGUUGCAAAUGGUGGACCAACAAAAUAUUUUGAUGAAGCAAGAUUAUUGGGAACUGAUCAUGGAGAUCAUUAUGAUUGGAGGUUCUUUAAUGGGAUGCUCUUAGGUACAACUGAACAAACAUUAACUUUACAUAGAUUAAUCCGUGCUUGGUUAAGUUUUACAAGAAAAAAUGGUAUUACAACAUGGAUAGCUCAUGGUUCUUUGUUGAGUUGGUAUUGGAAUGGUGUUGCAUUUCCAUGGGAUAAUGAUAUUGAUGUACAAGUCCCUAUAAUGGAUCUACAUAAAUUAUCCUUAAAUUUCAAUCAAACUUUAAUUGUUGAAGAUCCAAAAGAUGGAUUUGGUAGAUAUUUCGUUGAUUGUGGAACUUUUCUAUCAUUAAGAGAAAGAGGUAAUGGAUUAAAUACUAUUGAUGCAAGAUUUAUUGAUAUUGAUACUGGAAUGUAUAUUGAUAUUACCGCGUUAGCUUUAUCAAAUACAAAACCUCCUGAUUAUUAUUUGGAAAAAUUACCUGAAAAUUUUAAAAAGGAUGAAAAUAAUUGGAAAGCUGCUAAUGAGGUCCUACAAAUUUAUAAUUGUAGAAAUAAUCAUUUUACUCCAUAUGAAGAUUUAUCACCACUUAUGAAAACAAUUGUGGAGGGUGAAUUUGGAUAUAUACCAAAAAGAUUUUCUAAUAUUUUAUCAACUGAAUACAAGCAUGGUUUAUCGUCAGAUACUUUUGAAAAGCAUGUGUUCAUUCCAAAAUUGAGACUCUGGAUCAAGGAAGAAGAUUUGUUUUAUUAUUUAAAAGAUCGUAAAAAAUGGAUACAAUAUCAUACAUCAGAUAAUCAAGAAGAUGCAACUUCAUAUGAAUUAACAACUGAAGAAAGAUUAAAAUUGAAAGAAGGUAAAAAUCCAUAUCAAGAUCAAUAUUUAUUCAAGUUAACAAAGCAUCAACUUGAUAAAAUCUCAACUUUCAAUUACGACGACAUAACUGAUUUAUUACUUAAAGAUGAAAUUUUACUAGCUUAUUUAACAUCAAGAGAAUUUACAUCUUUCCAUGAAAACGAAAUUAUGAAAUUAACAUGGGGUAAAAAUACAGCUGAAUUAAUUUUGAAACAAAAAGAUUUUCAACCUUUACAAUAUGAGCCAUUUUUAUACAAGUUAAGAAAUGAAUUUGAAACUUUUGAUUCAAGAAUUACUAACUUAAAGGAAUUAACGGAUUAUUUUCAAUCUGGUAUACAAUUUGAUCCAUUUGUCAUAACUGAAACUGAUUACGGCUUAUAA
Messenger RNA from Lodderomyces jiufengensis, 2772 nucleotides. RefSeq names its product Mnn4p (gene MNN4). The coding region runs from base 1 to 2772 and encodes 923 amino acids. The transcript has a single exon. The record is from RefSeq and is a predicted model, not a curated record. Lineage: Eukaryota; Fungi; Ascomycota; Pichiomycetes; Serinales; Debaryomycetaceae.